This is a messenger RNA of Alternaria burnsii, 3570 nucleotides long. RefSeq lists its product as uncharacterized. Bases 1 to 3570 code for a protein of 1189 amino acids. The record is from RefSeq and is a predicted model, not a curated record. Gene Ontology annotation, molecular function: protein binding. The transcript has 3 exons. NCBI's taxonomy places the organism in Eukaryota, Fungi, Ascomycota, Dothideomycetes, Pleosporales, Pleosporaceae.
AUGGCAAACAAUGGCAGAGCGCGCAAGGUUCCCGAACAAAGGGAUCCGUCGAGAAGACAGUUGCGCUCCACAAACGGAGUGCGUCCUCUGCCUGAAGCAAACGCGUCAAGUCAGCCUGCAUCCAUCUUUGCUAGUCCCACGCCCUCUCCACGUCCAGAAGCCGCGACUACCUCAUCGAAUCCUUUCCAGCCUACCACUCAUUCCUUCUUUGCACCCGAAGAGGCGACAUCACAGACUGCUACAGCCCAAACACAAGACGGCCAAGAUUCAAAUCCAGCCGACUCGUACGAACGAGAUCUUGCUUUCGCGUUACAGUACGAUUGGUUCGGUGAAGACGAUUCGGACUCGUUGGGAGAGGAGGAUUUUGACCAUCCUGCAACUAUUCCCCGUCUUCACUCGUCGCACAGUCGCCCUGAAGACCACGACUUCGAAAACGCGCGAACCGCCUCAUCAGGCAUGCACUUUGUCAGGAGAAGACCUCGAACAGAUCUACCUGCGCCCUACCACGUGUAUCGCGGCCUUACGGAACUCAAUGCUCGGAAACGAUCACUCGACAUAUACGAGGGUGUCGACGAGAUGGAUGUUACACACUCCUUGCAAUGCAAGGGUGCCACUGCCGUCAUGCUGUACAACAGUGUCAGCCCAAAUCCCAACGCGAACGACAUCUGGCCCGAAUGCCGCAGCUCAGCAAAACUACCCGCCAAAUAUUUCUUACUAGACCAGAAUAGACAACCUCAGAAUAAACAACCUGCAUCCGACUUGAAAUCAAUGCCUCGUUCAUCCAAAAAGAAUGGUAAGAAAGCAGCAAAGGCAGCAAAGGCUCAGCCAGAUAAAGGGUCGCAGGACCUUCUUCCUGAUGCCCCAGUUUAUCGCCCCGAAUGGAAACUGCCUGUGGAAUUAGUAGAGUUCAUCGCGGAACACCUUGACCGUGACGACAUCAAAGCACUGCGGCUUGUAAGCCGCGAGCUGAACCAAUAUGUCUCGCAGGUCAUCUUCCAGACAGUCGUCGUUCCCUUCAACACCGAGAUAUACGGUAUGCUGGGACAAGAAACAAAGCCUGACCUCAAGGGCAAAAAGCGAGCAAGAAUAGAUAAUCCUAGCUAUUCGUGGAAGAAUGCAAACGGAGACGAAGUGUAUAAUGGCCACGGCCUUGAUGUUUUCCGCGGCUUUGGUGGACACAUCAGGAAGUUUGGUAUGAGUUUCGAAGUCAGUGAAGACUCACUCUCCAUGCCGCCGGUCAAGUCACUCACAGAGAGAAAGACGAGCUUCUGGGGAAGUUACGAUUGGCCUUACGAACGAUAUCGCCGCUUUGCUGCUGUCGCCGGCCUUGAGACUGCCGCUGACGAAACACCACGAAUGAAGACAGCAUUCUCCGAGCUCACCAAAGUCAAAGAACUAGCAUUGUCCCUUGACAGUGGCCUAGGGUGGCUAAACGGCCCAGACAGAUCCAUUCGGGCACGUGUGUUGCAUAGACCUCCCCAAGUGUUUGGCACAACCAAAGCUGUUCCAGAUCGCAGAGCGCAAGCUCAGCAGGAACUCUGGAAACACAUUGAAGCAUGUCAUCAGAACGAUGCCAGCGAAGUCAAGCUGGCUAUGUUGUACAGGAUUGACGGACAACCCGCUCUUUCCAAGCUGAAAGAAGCCAACAAGCUAGCAGACGUGCAACCGCAAAUGCCCUAUCUGGAUCCUCAGCUUUUACGCGCAGCAAUUCCUUUUGAUGCUGCUAACAUCCCUGUUCCCCCUAGCUUUGAUGACCCAUAUGUCCUUGACCAGUUUGUGUCAACACCGUCACCUUCAGGCACAGGCAUUCUAUUUUCGUCGACCAAAUUGCCAUCAGAAGGGGCGCAGCUUGUGAACCCUGUCAUACCUGCCAACCUUACCACAGCACAGAGGGAAUGGUUGUUAGAGACUGAAUGGGCACAGCGGGCCUUCAUGUCCUCGUAUUUGCUCUCUGUCAUCGACAAUCCGAUUACAUUCCAGCCAGUACACACUUUCAACAUUUCAGGACUCUCUGAUCGUUAUCUGCCAAUGCUAAAUCGUUCGGACUUCUGGGACGCACUGCCCAAUCUUCGUAAUGUCACUCUCAUGCUAAUACCAGGCUGGCGAACAGUAGAGAAGGACGAGGCUGGCUUCGUGGACACGCCAAAGACCAAUCCAACCCAAAGCAUCGGUGUGCUUUUCGACCUUCUUCAUGAUCAUAUUAGUUGUCGGUCGAAUAUUCGUCAUUUGAAAGUCGGUUUCGUCACUGGAGGUGAGCAUGCCGAAGGACUUCACGCAAGGAAUAAGUUGUUGUUCCCUGCUCCCGUUGUGGAUCUGCGAGUUCGUGCACAAGCUUCUUCUUUCCACCCUGCAGCGCUGGUUUCAACCGACGCCGCUUGCUUGGAAGAAUGUUUGCUACGACUCCCUCAUGUCGAGCAGCUAGUCUUGCACAACUGUUGGAUUACACCGUCAGCUUUGUUGCAAUUCGUUAAGUUACAUGAUCGCCAUAAGCUGCAGAAUUUGGUACUGGAUUCCGUAUCACUUACGGCUGUGUUGCGCCCACCGAAUGUCAACCCAAAUAAUGUAGCUCAUCAGGCAGCAGCACUUCAGAACAUAAUGCCACCACCUGGAGUGGGCGCAUUGUUGGGUGCUGUUGGUGCUCAUGGUCCGCAACUGAUGCCAAACCAGCCGCAGUUCUUACAUGCUUAUUUCCAGAUGCUCCAGAUGCAAUUUCAGCAUCUACAAACCAACGCAGCUGGCGUCCAACACAACAACAACAUUGCUGCUCUACAAAAUCAAUUGCAGCAGCAAAUUGGACAAAUCCAAAACAAUCAAGGACAUCAGCAUCACCAUCAAGGUCAGGUUCAUGGUCAGGCUCAGGCCCCGACACAACCGCAGGUACAACAACAACAACAGCCUGGGACAUUUGCUCAGCACUUUGCGAAUGUUGCCCAAUUGGCUACUCAGAUCCAUCAAUUGCAGACUCAGAUUGCUACAGGACAGGCUCAGCCUCCACCUGUUGCCGCGCUAGCGACCGGACACACUGCUGGGAAUCCACAGUCGAUACUCAAGGCACAGCCCCGUGAAGGCUCUUGGAUGGACAUUAUUGAUCAGAUUUCACCCGGCACUAAUCUCUCUGACUUUGAGUCAGAUCAUUCCAAAGCCGACAGUGAUCGUAUCACCUCACUGCGAUCGGUCGAGUUCGUUUCUUGUGGCUAUGCAAAGCUCACUCACGCGUCGUUUGAUCAAUCUGACAUCGAUCCUCGUAAUAUUGCAGCCAUGUUGCGCGAUCCAGCAUUCAACAAGCGAGCAAUCGCUCUGUCUCCCGCUAUGCUAAGUAACAAGUGGGCUUACUUGGGAGAGAUUGUGCAGGAGAUUGAGCCUUCCGAGCUUGCUGCGCUCAAUGCGGGUUGGAAUUUGAGUACCGGCUGGGAUGAUACUGAAGCUGCGCAGGCUGUCGAGUUCGAUGGUCUUCUCGCUGGUGGUACAGGGCGUUUCACAGGCACCAUACGGCAAUCGGAUAGAGUUGUCGAUGAAGCUUCUGCGAAUCUCUACGCGCUUUACUCACGGUUUCAAAGGAUUGAACUGUGA